Molecule: messenger RNA, 351 nt
Organism: Cordyceps fumosorosea ARSEF 2679
Lineage: Eukaryota; Fungi; Ascomycota; Sordariomycetes; Hypocreales; Cordycipitaceae
Product: Peroxidase
Exons: 1
Coding region: 1-351 (116 amino acids)
Biological process (GO): cellular response to oxidative stress; cell redox homeostasis
Cellular component (GO): mitochondrion; cytosol
Molecular function (GO): peroxidase activity
Source: RefSeq, a predicted model, not a curated record
AUGGCUGCUACCACCACCGCCCCUCUCCGCCUCGGCUCCAAGGCCCCCAACUUCACGGCCGAGACCACCAAGGGCAAGAUUGACUUCCACGAGUUCAUUGGCGACAGCUGGGUCAUCCUCUUCUCCCACCCCGAGGACUACACCCCCGUGUGCACCACCGAGCUCGGCGCCUUCGCCAAGCUCGAGCCCGAGUUCACCAAGCGCGGCGUCAAGCUGAUCGGCCUCUCGGCCAACACCAUCGAGUCGCACGACGGCUGGAUCAAGGACAUCGCCGAGGUCACCGGCGGCAACGUUGGCUUCCCCAUCAUCGGCGACAAGCAGCGCCAGGUCGCCCUCGCCUACGACAUGUAA